AUGGGUUUCUGCUCUAAAUGGAUUAACUGGAUUCAUAGCUGUUUGAAGACAGUGAGUUACUCUUUCAACUGUAAUGGUGAGGUUAAAGGUUUUGCGACACCAGAAAAAGGGAUAAGGCAGGGAGAUCCUUUGUCUCCAUAUCUGUUUCUAAUAUGUUCAGAGGGCUUCUCCAAUUUGCUAAAAAGGGCUGAGGAAAGCAAAAGGAUCCAGGGACUCAAAAUCAGCAGACUUGGUCCAGUGCUAACACAUCUAUUCUUUGCGGAUGACUCUAUCAUAUUUUGUAAGGCUAAUAAGAAUGAGGCUGUGGAAAUUAUGAAGGUGCUGAAAACAUAUGAAAAUGCCUCGGGACAGUUAGUCAACCUGGACAAAUCAGCAGUGUUUUUUACCAAAAAUGUGGACGAUGAGUAG
This is a messenger RNA of Coffea eugenioides, 408 nucleotides long. RefSeq lists its product as uncharacterized. The transcript has a single exon. Lineage: Eukaryota; Viridiplantae; Streptophyta; Magnoliopsida; Gentianales; Rubiaceae. The record is from RefSeq and is a predicted model, not a curated record. The coding region runs from base 1 to 408 and encodes 135 amino acids.